Molecule: messenger RNA, 832 nt
Organism: Diprion similis
Lineage: Eukaryota; Metazoa; Arthropoda; Insecta; Hymenoptera; Diprionidae
Product: juvenile hormone acid O-methyltransferase-like
Exons: 5
Coding region: 1-831 (276 amino acids)
Source: RefSeq, a predicted model, not a curated record
AUGGAUAAUCCGGAAUUGUACGCGACAGUCAAUAACCUACAGCGUACAGACGCUGAUGACAUUUCCCACGAGUUCGAGGAGGAUAUUAGAAAAAUGUCCGGACGUUGCCUGGACAUUGGAUCUGGACCCGGAGAUGUCGUGAUGGAUUUCAUUUUGCCAAAACUGAACCCGACUGCGACCAUUGUCUGUUCCGACAUCUCCGAAGCCAUGGUGAAAUUUGGAAAAGAUAAAUACGGGGAAAACAGCCGGGUGAAUUUCAUCAAACUGGACAUCGAAACCCCGAAUUUACCGAGGAAUCUAGUUGGACAAUUUGAUCAUGUUACAUCAUUCUACUGUUUGCAUUGGUGCCAAAAUAUGGGGCAAGCGCUUGACAACAUUUACAAAUUGCUUCGACCCGGCGGAACUUCCCUUUUGGCGUUUGUGGCGAAUGAUUCUGGUCUGGAUGCGUACAAAGUCUUGGCAACCAUGAUUCGUUACAAACCCUACAUGAUGGACGCAAACCGUUACGUCCCGUUUUACCAGUACACUAACCGGCAACGCAAAACUCUGAAGACCUUACUGGAAAAAGUUGGGUUUGAAGUCUGCCAUUGCAGCCGCAGAGAGAAAAGUUACGUUUUCCAUAAGCUGGAGGAAUUUAGCCAAUUCGUACUUGCUCUGAAUCCGUUCAUAAAACGAAUGCCGAUUGAUUUAAGAGAAGAGUACAGGAACGAUUUGGUCAGAGAAGUCAUGAGAAAAAAAAUUAUAUUUAACCAGAGUGAGAAUAAUGAAGAUGCCUACAGUGUAAUGUAUAGAUAUCAUACAUCCGUAGUUUACGUAAGAAAGCCUUUGUAAA